Molecule: messenger RNA, 480 nt
Organism: Triticum urartu
Lineage: Eukaryota; Viridiplantae; Streptophyta; Magnoliopsida; Poales; Poaceae
Source: RefSeq, a predicted model, not a curated record
UGUACUUGGUUGAGUCCUACUUGCUUAUUGAGAUGAAUCGUUUACAAAGUUAUAGUGUUAUUUUCAGAAUUUGUAGUGACACUGUUACCUUCAGAAUUUGAGAUGAACCAUUUCCAGGGCGUAUAUGGAGAGCCUAGAAGCAGCAGGGGUCCACGGAGCAGCGGAUGCGGUCGAUGGAGUAGCAGGAGCAAGGAGCUCGAGAUGGUUCAGGAAGAGUGCCUACAGAGAUUACAGAACUGGAUAGAGGUGCCUUAUGAUAGUAUAGCUAAAGAACAACAGUUUGUCUCUUCAGAAGUUUGGGUGCCUCUGUUUUGCUACUUUUUAGUUCUCAUCAUUAAGGUCCAUGGACAUUGCCAGAAUUUUCACUUUAUUGCAGUGUCGUAUUUUCAGAUCUCAUGUUCCUCAAGAUUUAUGUUUGGAAACACCAAUCACAGUAAUGUUUUUGUGUCUGUAGAUAGAUUUGCAUAUUUCAUAUACUAA